Molecule: messenger RNA, 1401 nt
Organism: Lontra canadensis (Northern American river otter)
Lineage: Eukaryota; Metazoa; Chordata; Mammalia; Carnivora; Mustelidae
Gene: CCDC166
Product: coiled-coil domain containing 166
Exons: 4
Coding region: 1-1401 (466 amino acids)
Source: RefSeq, a predicted model, not a curated record
AUGGCGCCCAAGAAGAAGCGCGGGCCCGGCGCGGGGCGGCGGCCGGGCGCGGCGGGAGACGGCGCCGAGCCGCGGCUGUCGGAGCGCGGGCAGUACCUGCAGCGCGAGCACAGGCUGCUGUCGGAGCAGCUGGACGCCUGCGAGGCGCGCGUGGACCAGGCGCUGCGGGAGAACGCCGGCCUGGACCGCGAGGCCGCGCGCCUGCGCGAGGAGAACCGGCUCUACGCCAGCUACGUGAGCGCGCGCGCGCAGCGCUGCGCCCGGGCCGUCGUGCGGCUGGACGAGCAGAACCGCGUGGACCUGACGCAGAUCCACUGGCAGCGGGCCGAGCUGGCCUCGCUGUACCGCGGCCGCGAGGACGGCGUGCGCACGCAGCUGCUGGACAUGGAGGCGCGCGCGGCGCGGAUGGCGCGCCAGGUGCAGGAGCUGCGGCCCUACAAGGAGCUGCAGCUGGAGCAGUUGGCGCGGAUCCGCGCGCUGGAGCGCGAGCUGCUGCACAUGCGCGUGGAGCACACGCAGCUGCUGCACCGCGUCAAGGGCCGCUUCCUGGAGGACAAGGCGGCCUUCGAGCGCGAGGCGCGGCAGCGCGUGCAGUCCCUGGCGCGGCGCGCGGAGCGGGAGGCGGCGCGCGCGCUCGUCCUGCACACGCAGGCCAUCCGGGCUGACAACGCGCGCCUGCGGCGGGAGCUCCUGCGGCUCCUGCGCUGGGCCCAGCUGCUGCACGACACGCGGCGCCGGCUUCUGGAGCAGCGGGACCAGCUGCGGCGCGAGCACGAGGACACCCGGGACCUGGCGCGGGUGCAUGGCUGGCUGCGCCGGGGCCGCGACGGACCGCCGCUGUGGCAGCCGCCGCCGCCGCCCGCCUCGCGUCCCGGGUCCUUCGCCCCCUCCACAGCGCCAUCGAGCGUGGCUCCCCGGGCCCCGUCGCGCGCGGGAUCCGGGUCACUGUUCCCGUCGCACGUGGGCCCCGGGAUCCCAUCGCAGGCCCCUUCGAAGGCGGGUUCACGGGUUCCUUCCCAGCACUCCUCGCGCGCGGACUCCCGGGUCGCGUCCCUGAUCCCGCCCCACCGGGGCUCCCGCGACCCGUCCUUGACUGUGUCGCGCCCAGGCUCGGUCUCUUCGACGCUCUUCCUGUCCCGCGGUCGAAGGGGACGGCGGGCGCUGACGCCGCGGCGGAAGGCGAGUGCGGGCGAGCGGGCUCCGACGGCGGGCGCGGGCGGGCAGCUGAGCGCGGCGCCCGCGGACUGCGUGAACGUGGUGUUAAUAAAGCUGCCCCGCAAGCGGGCCACACCAGUGUCCUCCCGCCGGCGCUGGCAGAGACGGACGUCGCCCGCACGGACAGAGGCUGCCCGAGCAGGAAAGGAGGCCAGCCGGGAGGAGCUGGGCGGCCACGGGUUGUAG